Molecule: messenger RNA, 3718 nt
Organism: Dunckerocampus dactyliophorus (ringed pipefish)
Lineage: Eukaryota; Metazoa; Chordata; Actinopteri; Syngnathiformes; Syngnathidae
Product: protein phosphatase PTC7 homolog
Exons: 6
Coding region: 295-1188 (297 amino acids)
Source: RefSeq, a predicted model, not a curated record
UUCCCGUAUGUACCCUGGUACACAACAGUGGCAAGAUGUCUGAACGGCGAGUACCCAGUGGAGGAACCUUGCACACACAACACACUGCGACAAAGAGCCAACAGCAGCGCCGUGGGGUUUAAUGCCAGUUUUGAAAGCAAGGGGCUGCGUUAGGAUUUCUCAGAAACGCCUGCCGCGAAUGGGUGGAUAAAAGACACUUGUCCUGGACUUGAUCCGAAGUAUCUGACCAAGGACCGUGUGGUGAGAGGGGCUUACACUCAGACGGGAGUCGAGCGGGCUACUUCUCCCUGUGGGAUGUUAUCCGUACUGUCUUAUGGCAGACUGGUUGCCAGGGCUGUCCUUGGUGGACUCUCGCAGACGGACGGUCGGGACUACAGCCUGGUCACCGCCAGUUAUGGCUUCGGCAAGGACUUUCGUAAGGGGAUACUCAAAAAAGGGAUGUGCUACGGAGACGACGCCUGCUUCAUUGCUCGGAACAAGAGCGCAGAUGUUUUGGGUGUAGCAGAUGGUGUCGGGGGCUGGCGGGACUACGGUGUCGACCCGUCUCAAUUCUCUGCCACACUGAUGAGAACAUGCGAACGGCUGGUAAAGGAGGGACGCUUUACUCCCAGCAAUCCAGUGGGCAUCCUCACCUCUGGCUACUAUGAGCUCCUACAGAACAAAGUACCCCUUCUCGGGAGCAGCACCGCCUGCAUUGUCGUCCUAGACCGACGGAGUCACCGGCUCCACACGUGUAACCUCGGCGACUCGGGCUUCCUGGUGGUGCGGGGUGGGGAGGUGGUGCACCGCUCGGACGAGCAGCAGCACUACUUCAACACGCCCUUCCAGCUGUCCAUCGCCCCACCAGGGUCUGAGGGGGUGGUGCUCAGUGAUAGUCCAGACGCAGCUGACAGCUCCUCUUUUGACGUGCAGCUCGGUGACAUCAUCCUGACGGCCACGGACGGCCUCUUUGACAACAUGCCUGACUAUAUGAUCCUUCAGGAGCUUAAAAAGCUCAAGGCCACAAACUAUGACAGCAUUCUGCAGACCGCACAGAGUAUAGCAAAGCAAGCGCACGACCUCGCCUACGAUCCCAACUACAUGUCCCCUUUUGCACAGUUUGCAUGCGACAACGGCCUGAAUGUACGAGGAGGGAAGCCAGACGAUAUCACUGUGCUGCUGUCCAUUGUGGCUGAAUACACUGACUAGUGUGUGUGUGUGUGUCUGUGUGUGUGUGUGUGUGUGUGUGUGUGUGUGUGACUCCACCCUCCCUCCACCUGUGACCCUCCAAAAUGAGGGUCGGUCUUGACGUCCACUCAUGUACAUAUUAUACUGGGUUUCUUCCUCUGUUGCGUUUUGGUGGUGAGCGUUUAAAAGGGAAGUGUGCAGCAUGUAUUCAUGUUGAUUGUGACAUAGAAGGGAGCUGAGAAUCCAAUUGGUUGUUGUUUGUGUCAGAGCCUUUCAAAUCAGUGUACAAAAGGGGUCUAAUGAGGAGUAGUAAACCAUGGAAGCUGAUGUCAAGGACAAUGGGAUGUUUGGGAAUGGGAAUGUUGUAAGCGUUAACUUAUACCUAGCCUGUCGCUAACUAGCUUAGCCCUCGGCGGAAACUGAAGAGAAACCACAAGAUGCAAAGGUUUUCUGACUUGUAAAUAGGGUUUUAUUUUUUUUGUUGUCUUUACUUUUUGUUAAAGCAAAGACUCUUGAGGAAGAUGCAUUGAUGGAUGAUUUAUCCCACACUUCUACUUCACACUGAAAUCAGCAUUUGCUGAGGAAAGAGUGGCUGUGUCUCAGUUUGUGCACUUAUGCACUCAAAAUGUAAAGUGUACGUAUGGAAGUGUGCAAAUUCAGAUGCAGCCUGUGUGUGUGUAUGUGCGUGUGCGCGCGCGCACGUGCGUGUGUGUGUGUGUGAGUAUGAGUGAUGUUUGAUGUCCACAUAGCUAACCCUAGCAUCUGGUCAUGCUUACGAUUGUGCCGAUAUGUAGGUCAGGUGUGAAUUUAAAGAGAUGUCUAUUUUUUUACAAUGUUACGUGGUUUUAAUGGUUAAGUGCUGUAUUUCUUAUUAUAGUGGCUGUUUACUCAACUGCAGAGAGUACCUGGCAUCACUAACAAUGUGACAUUUAUUAGUGGGCAGGGCUUUUAUUUUCCCUUUUUUUCUGCAAAUAAAUACAUACAAAAUUAGAUUUAACCAUUAUAAUAUGUUUUAUAGUUGUAUAGCUGUGGUAUUUGGGACAAAAAAACAUCAGGUGUGUAUUUGUUCCAAUUUAGGGUUAUCCAAAAGUGCGCCCCGAGGGCCAUUUUCGACCCGCAGAUUGUGUUUCAUUGACCCGCUGCAUCUUCUGAAAAUGUAUAAUUAAUUAAUUAUAAAGAUUAAUUAUUAGAUAUUACACUAAUAACUAUUGGCUUUGUCACCCAUAACAUAAAAACUAAGAUGUUAAUAAAGGACAUUAGAACAAGACACCAACCUGUAUGACACACCCAUCAAUUAAUUGAGGUGCGGCAUCUAUUAGAGUCCAAGCCACUAUUUUAGGAAAUGCACUAGUAUAAUUAGCUCUAGCAACAAUUAGAUAGGUUUGUCUAUUUUAUUUUUUUAUUUGUGUCCUGCUUGUUUCCCAUUUUGCUGCUUUUCUCUUCUUGUGUAAUGUCAUCAUGGUGUGAUUUACACCAAUAUGUUCACCAUGAUUGUAAAUGUGUGCCGGCAUUUAAUCCUAAAUGAAUCCACAAGGACGUCUGUUCUACUGUUCUGCUCACUGCAGGCUGUUACGGUUUCAAAGCAGGCGCACCAAAGACGCAUUUUGUCAAGACGCCUUGUUGACGUAAAUAAACACCGUGAAGCAGCAAUACUGUACAUUUCCUGUGCUGAGGAAGGUUUUGUCUGUUUUCUUUUAAGUUGUAUCUUUAAGCCAAAGAAGGAAAGCCAUAUAGAAUGCAUGUUAGGACCCCUGCUGUAAAUUAACAUUGUGUUGGUGGAGACCAAUAUUGUCACUGUUGUAUGUGUAUACUAGGAACUACACUCAACAAAAAUAUAAACACAAACACUUCGUUUUGCUCCCAUUUUUCAUGAGCUGAAUUCAAAGAUCAAUUAUUUUUUCUAUGUACACAAAAGGCCUAUCUCAAAUGUUCACAAAUCUGUGUUCGUGAGCACUUCUCCAUUGGCGAGUUUGAUAAUCCACCUCGUGUGGCAUAUCAACAUGACAAGACAGCAUCACUAAUGCACGUGUGUUCAUGGGUUUAUUUUAGUUCAUCUCAUGAAAAUUGGGAGCAAAAACAAAUGUGGUUUUAUUUUUGCGGAGUGUAUGUAGAAAGUUUUCCUGAUUCAAAAUAGUUUUUUCUACAUUUGUCGGUGCUGUUCUCCUGGCAUGGUUUGUCUGUGUACCAUUAAAUAUUUUUUUUUGGAAAUGUAUAAAUAUAGGAGUUGUGUGUGUGACUGAAGGGGAGCACAGUUUCAGCCUUAAAACACUUUGCUAGACUUGUCAUAAGAGGCCUUCCCCUGUCAUUGCAAGCUUGUCUUUGUCCUUCAUGUUGUCAGGUGUUGAAUAAAUGAAGUCUGCAACCCCACCCCCCAGAAAGCAAACCCCUGUCCUUCAGAGCAAAGGUGCUUCUGCCAUCUUUAUGGUAUGAUUGUCCUUUUUUCAAUGUUUGUCUGAAUUAUACACCUGUCUUUGUGUAACAAUGCAGGUCUCAUUUAUGUAAAUGUUUUCAAAAAAUGUCUGAUAUUUAAAUGAAAAUAUAUAGUAUUUAU